Messenger RNA from Parnassius mnemosyne (clouded apollo), 528 nucleotides. The record is from the annotation of a GenBank genome assembly. Lineage: Eukaryota; Metazoa; Arthropoda; Insecta; Lepidoptera; Papilionidae.
AUGGGAUUGGUAUGCAUUAUAUGCAAUGUGUUAAUACAAAUUAUAUGGUUAGAUAACGUGGUCCUCCUCGAGGGCGGCGAGGAGGUGGGGCGUUCGGAGUUGGGUGUAGGAGCACCCUGGGACUGGUCAUACGUGUGCGGGGAGCCCUUGGCACUAUUUCUCAUUAUCAGAUACAACCAUUCAAACGAAGUGGGCGCUCUGACUACAAUGAGGAUUGGUCGGGCGUCAUCAGAGCGGACGAAGGCGAUGCGGCCUGCUGCUUCCCAGGCACCCCCUCCAGCUAAUACCAGUCCCAACCCCCAACCACCAGCCGAUAAAGGCGCGCCAGACACGCCAAAAAGUUUCGGUAAAUCGGUGAAUUGUGGCCCGUAUUUCAAUUCGGUUAUCCUCGCGGAACUCUUCGUCACGUUUAUUUGUCUCGGCGUUCUCGCGUGUGCGGUGUCCGCUGUUUACAACUGUCACUCGAAUGACAAGUACGACGAUCCACAGGGCAAGGCGUUAACUAUUGCCGGCGAGGGUACCCAUUGA